Solanum verrucosum is the source of this 706-nucleotide messenger RNA. RefSeq lists its product as uncharacterized. Lineage: Eukaryota; Viridiplantae; Streptophyta; Magnoliopsida; Solanales; Solanaceae. The record is from RefSeq and is a predicted model, not a curated record. Bases 217 to 525 code for a protein of 102 amino acids. The transcript is spliced from 2 exons.
CAGCAUUGCAAAACGACAAAGAUACGUGUUCUGUCUUUCUCUACUACACGUAUAUUUUGCGCUGUCAACUCCACUCAACACCCGCAUAAACAAAAAUCACAUUCAAGAAUCCCAUAACAGAGUGCGGCAGAAUAGCAGAAUAGUUGAUAUUGCAGAUACCCUUUUGCUUAUUCUCUUCAUUUUGCUAAGAGUGAAGGCAUUGAGUCCUAUAGAAAAAUGCAGCAGGCUUCUGUGAAAGAGACAUCUGAAGUGAAUCAAGGUCAAGGUGGUAAAAACGUUGCAGCUUAUGUGGCCCCAGCACAUGAGAAAUCUCAUGGCGAUGUAAACAUGGAAGCAGAUAUCACUAUGGAUGACGUAAUAAGAGCCGGAGGUCUAGGAGCAAGAGACGAUUUAAAUAGUGUUCUUCCUGUGGCAGCUGAUACCACCGACUUUGAAGCUUCUAUUCGUGAUGCAUGGGACUAUGAAGGGCAACGUGAAAGCAUUACUCGACCAGGCCUUGGCUGGACAGAACCUGCAAAGAAAUAGAUCUAACCAUGGUACAACUUAAGGUGGACUCCAAGGUGUUCUCCAGUUUACUGGCACUCUUAAACUCUCAGUUCUUCUUCUGUUGAUUGAACGUUCCCUUAUGUGUCUUAUGGUUCUUCAUGAAAUAAAUCAUAUCCCCAUUAAUGAAAUUAAUUAUAAGCUCGAUGGAUCUUUUUAGCAA